Messenger RNA from Dermatophagoides farinae (American house dust mite), 833 nucleotides. Lineage: Eukaryota; Metazoa; Arthropoda; Arachnida; Sarcoptiformes; Pyroglyphidae. The record is from RefSeq and is a predicted model, not a curated record.
AUGUCCCAUUUUCUGUUAUCGCUAUUCUGGUUGAAUACCAUUAUUUCUAUAUCGAUAAUCGAUGGACAAACAAAUAAGAAACUAUCAUCAUCAUCAUCAUCAUCAUUGAAUAAGAAAAAGGGUUCAUGCGAUCCCGAACGUGUGGAUAAAUGUGCAAUCGCAAUGGUGCCAUUGACAGAUCCAGAAUUGUUAGAGAACCCACCCAGAAAUAUGAGCCAAAUGAAUUAUUGGUGUCGAAAGUUUAAACAAUCAAUAGAAUGUGUACGGCAGUAUUCACAACAAUGUUUACAAUCUGAAUCACGUCGUGUAUUUUCAAUCAUGUCAUACAGUAUUUCGAAAAUGGCUAAACGCUACUGUGGCAGCGUAAGGGCUAAAAAGGAUCUACUUGAAUUCCUUAAAUGUGCUGGUAACGAUUUACGUAAGUAUGCUCAACCAUUAUUUGAUCUAUCCGGUGAUUUACAUUCCAUACCGACAAUCAAACCGGCCAAUCUACGUAUCCCAUUGUCAUGUUGCGCAUAUCAACGACGAAAAGAAUCGACAUUGUCCUUGAUCGAUAUUAAAUGCAGUAAUCAUAUUGAAACGAUUGAAAACAUAUUACAAUCAGCAACUGGUGAUGUAAUAAAACUUGGAUGCACUGAAUAUACAGAUGAUUCAGAUAAAUGUGAUACAAUAAUCGGACGAUUACCGAAAUGGAACAAGCCGCUCGAAUGGAAAAGUUUCAUCAUACCUUCUGUUAAAAUAGUGGAUAGUCUUCACUAAGCAUGAAUGAAUGCAUGGUGAAAAUAAUAAUAAAAACUUUGUUUCCAAUAAAUAUUCAUUCUUUUGUUUGUGUA